Messenger RNA from Lobosporangium transversale, 3171 nucleotides. RefSeq lists its product as hypothetical. Bases 82 to 3159 code for a protein of 1025 amino acids. The record is from RefSeq and is a predicted model, not a curated record. Lineage: Eukaryota; Fungi; Mortierellomycota; Mortierellomycetes; Mortierellales; Mortierellaceae. The transcript has 11 exons. Gene Ontology annotation, molecular function: protein binding.
AUUUUAUUUUAUUUUGCUUUUUUUUAUUUUUAUUUUUAUUCCUGCUUUUAUUUUUAUUUUUAUUUUUAAAUUCUUAUUUCCAUGUCGCGGAAACUAUUUGCCAAUUUUUCAAAGUAUAGGAACGCCGUUGGAAAGGCAGCUAAACAUGAGGAUGCCUAUACUGAUCUCAAGCUGUCGACCAAUGCCUCAACAGACUCGUGUCAAUUAGUAAAGAUCAGUCAGUCAUGGAUUGCAUUCAAGCAGCAAAGCGGAGUCGGGUCCGUCGGUAUCCUCCCUGUGGGACCCGCAGGACGUGUCGGACAAAAUGUCUAUUCGCUCAAUGCCCAUGGAUCCAAUGUCUCCGACUGGGAAUUCAGUCCCUUUGAUGCCAACUUGUUGAUCACUGGAGCCGAGAAUGGCGAGGUCAAAGUGUGGCAAAUUUCAUCCAAUGAUAAAGGUUUGGCUACCUCUCAACUCCUACUUACAAUCGUGACAGGAACAGGCAAGGCCAUCGAAACAAUUGCUCAUCACCCUACGGCUCAAGGUAUCAUUGCCACAGCCUCACAGAGUCUGGUCCAAAUCUGGAAUAUCUCUGGCCAUGAGCACGGAUCAACACUCUCUACCCCGGCCUAUGCCUUAACGCAUCCCAACAAGGUCUAUAGUCUUUCAUGGAAAGCAGAUGGAAUACAAUUGGCUACGACAUGUAAAGAUACACAAAUUAGAGUCUUUAACCCCAGAGAAAACGAGUCUCCUAUCCAGACCGGCCAAGGCCCUGUAGGAAGCCGUUCAUCGCGUAUUGUCUGGAUCGGAGAGAAGGAUCUGCUUUUUACAGUUGGGUUCAAUAACAUGAGGGAGAGAGAGAUAGCUCUCUGGAAAGCGGAUGAUCUAAGCAAACCAUUGGAACUUAAGCAUAAGGAUUCUUCAAAUGGAUUCAUACUGCCACUGUAUGAUGAGGAUACAUCCAUCAUGUUCCUUCCUUCAAGGGGCGAGACCAUGAUUCAUUGGGUCGAGAUUGCAGACUCUGCUCCAUAUAUGACAGAGGGCACUGGAUUUACAGUCCCUGCGCCCGUUGCUGGCGCAGGCCUCGUGCCAAAACAAAUCUUGAAUGUCAUGCAGACAGAAGUUGCUCGUAUUUUGGUCGUCAAUAACAACAGUCUCUGGCCUGUCAGUGUUAACGUUCCUCGAAGAAGUUAUCUAGAUUUCCAUGCGGAUCUUUACCCAGAAACAAAAUCCACCACACCGGGACUCGAGGCACCAGAGUGGCUGCAGGGCGAGAACAGAACCGUGCCAAGGGUAUCGUUAGACCCAGGGAUGGCAGGAAAACCAGCAUGGGCGCAGCAAGCUGUCAAAUCAAUCAGCUCAAAUCCAACUUCAGCUUCAGCCUCGACUUCAACUUCAACGCAAGCAUCAUCGGUACCCUCUCGUUCUCCAGCCCCGACGCCGCCUCAAGCUCUACCUACUUCCUCAAGUACAUCUUCUCCAAAGCCGACUGUUUCAGCAUCACCAACUACCCCGGAACAGUUGCCUGCGGUGGACAAUAAGGCUUCUGAACCUACACCUUCCGAAACACCAGCUGUGAGCAAAUCUUCAUCAGAAGACGUUCCUCAACCCGCCACUUCAACAGCUAAUGUCGUUGAAUCACCACCAGCAUCAGUACCCAAGAGCUCAACUUCACCAUCCUCGUCUGCAUCUAACACUACUCAUGUUGGAUCACCUGCUGCAGUUCGACUUGCUACCCAUAAAACAUCCAAAUUCCGCUUCCUAACAUUUAAGCCUUAUCAUAUCAGCCAGCAUUUCGAGAGUAUUUCAGGGCUGAGUAUCAGCGCCAUUCCUGAAUGCAACCUGAUUGAGGUCAACCCCAAGUUUAUGGCACUUCCUCUCCAGGCUACAGGAGGACGCGUUGGGAUUUUGAAGACUACAGAGCCAGGACGAGUGACCAAGGUCCCAUCCCUUGUCUGCUCUUCAGACUUGCUAAGUUUCAAAUUCGACCCGUUCAACCAUAACUUGCUUGUGACUGCAUCAGAUGAUGCCAAGAUCAAGGGCUGGAUCAUUCCUGAGGAGGGUCUUGAUCAUGAGAACGAUGUGACGAAGCCAGAGUGGGUUCUCGGGUCCCCAACGAUGGAUAAAAUCUCGUUGAUCCAAUUCCAUCCACAGGCAAAGGAUGUACUCCUCUCAGCUUCCAUGGAUCGCAAUGAUCCUACUUUGAGAUUAUGGGAUCUGAAAGCUCAAAAGGAGGUGGUGACUAUCAAAGGUCAUAAGGAUGUGAUCUUUAGCUGUGCAUUUAAUCACCAAGGGACCAAGAUUGUGUCGGUGUGCAGGGACAAGAAGAUCCGUAUAUGGGAUGCAUUAUCGGGACAAUUGCUGCAAGAAGGUCCUGGUCAUGAUAGUCUUCGAGCCUGCAGAGUUCUUUGGCUUGGAGAGUCUGAUUUAGUGGCGAGUGUUGGCUUUGGCAGGGGUAGCCAACGUGAAAUCCUGUUGUAUGAUUCUAAUGACCUUGCAAGCGGACCAGUCGAUAAGAAGGCGAUGGACAACUCUCCAGGGGUCUUGGUCCCACAUUAUGAUCCAGAUACCUCUCUUCUUGGAAUAUCCGCUCGCGGCGAUCGAGUCAUGAAGCACUUUGAGAUCCUUGUCGGUAUUAAGAAGGAAGAUGCCCCGAACAAGAGCUUGUUUGUAGAGGUAGCCAGUCUUGAACAGGGGACAUUGCAACAAGAUGUAGCUUACUUGCCCAAGAAGUAUUGUGACGUCCGAGAGUUGGAACUUGCCAAGAUGUAUCGUCUGACCUAUAAUAGCGUGGAGGUCAUCCGUGUGUCCGUUCCAAGGAAUAAGAAGGAAUACUUCCAGGAUGACUUGUUCCCAGACACGGAUGAUGUUGAGAGUGCAAGCAUGGAAGCGAAAGACUUCUUUGAUGGCGCAGGCUCUGGUAUUCAGCGAAAGAAGAUAUCUUUGUGCCCAUCUGAUAUGGAAACAUUAUCACAUCACAUUGCGGCAACACCAGCAACUCCUCAGACAGGUGGAAAUUCACUAGACAAGUUUUUGCAGGGUAAACAACAAGCUGCUGAGGAUGAUAGGAAGAAGAAGGCAAUGGAGAGGAUGUUUGAGACAGCCAAGGAAUCAAAGGCGGAUCGAGAUACGUUGGUCCCUGAUACGGGUAUCGUGGCAGAGGAAGAAUGGGAUGAUUGAAUAAAAAAUUUG